Messenger RNA from Gadus macrocephalus (Pacific cod), 2933 nucleotides. RefSeq lists its product as uncharacterized. Gene Ontology annotation, biological process: regulation of DNA-templated transcription. The record is from RefSeq and is a predicted model, not a curated record. Gene Ontology annotation, molecular function: RNA polymerase II cis-regulatory region sequence-specific DNA binding; DNA-binding transcription factor activity, RNA polymerase II-specific. Bases 253 to 2766 code for a protein of 837 amino acids. The transcript is spliced from 2 exons. Lineage: Eukaryota; Metazoa; Chordata; Actinopteri; Gadiformes; Gadidae.
CAACGAAACACUUCUGAGAAUGGCUACACUUUACGCAAAUUGUGACACACACCGUGAACAGUCAGCAGUAGAGCUCUAUCCUGAAUACAUUUGGUUCUAAUCUGAGGAUUUUUGGAGGUUUAUAAAAGAUGGAUUUAUAUCGAUGAAGCUCCCGGUGUUUCGCACACCGGAUUUCAGGGAUCGGACGGGACCAGCAACACCACCCUGGAAUAUCUGCCUGUAUACGGAGAUGGAUGUUUUGCAUUGUAAAUAAUGAACCCUCUGUUAUGGAGCAACCUGCAGACUGAACAUAAACAGCUUAUCAUGAAUCACGUCAAGUAUCCGAAAGGGCCGGAAUCUCUUUUGCAUCGGCAGGACUCAUUGGGUUUGAAUGGUCUCUUGACUUCACCUAAAGUUUUGUAUUGUGAGAAAUGCGGAUUUGCCUCUACACAGACUGAAGAUUUUGAGAAUCACAUGCGGGAGCAUGGUACUCCCUUUUACUGCUUUUACUGCAAUCACGUCUCCUACAGUAAGAAGGAGCUGGAGAUUCAUUUGCUACAGCACAAGUUCCCGUUCAGAUGCCAGUUCUGUGGACAAGGGUAUAUGAGGAGGGCGCACCUAUUGAAACACGUUGAGCGCUUGCACAGUAAAGAUGCUGGCCCAGAGUUAAACCAUGCUCAGACGACCUUACCAGAGACACUUUCUCUCUCGACUGCGUUUGCGCCUGGCGUUCAUAGAACUAGCGUGCCCACUGUAAAGGUUAGAAUACCAGUCCCUGUUGCGAGAAAUGACCACGGCAACAAAGGCAGACAGCACCGCAGAAGGGUAGACUUGAACGUUAUCCACGCCCCCAAACUGAGCUCAGAGCUAAUGUCACCAGGGAAAAACUUUGUUCAGCAUAAUAUGGCUCUAACGGUCCCACUUCCAGAAGAAGUCUCCAUCCCUGCCGGCUGCAUGGUGGAGCUGAUUGAGGUGAAGACCGUCAACGGUACAAAGGAAUUGAAGCUGAGACUUGUGUCUCAACAAGAAAAUAAAUCUGUGCUGGACGACACAGUGUUACCACAUUCCGCAUCAGUGAACCCCUUGUCAUCCGCUGUGAACCAUCAACACCUCCAAAAGUUGGGUAAUGUGGAGAAAAGCAGCGUUAACCGUAGAAUAUACACGGCAAAGGACGUUCAUGUAGAACGACCGGCCACCUAUCGGACUAUUGCAGCCCAAACCGCCCUGAACACAUUCCAGAGAGGCAUGUCUGGUACAAAAAGAACACUGAAAGAGUCGCUGAUCCGCAAUGUGGAUAUCCCCUACGCUUUACCAACCAAGGUGCCCAGAAUCACUGUUUAUCCAACAAGGCAGGACGUGGAUGCACCCAUAACGCAGACGGUCACACUGAAACCUCGCACAGAAUACCCUACACCGGUCAUCACUGGCUGGGUGGCCAAGGAGAUCCGCAGCGCUGCCAUUCAGGCAAGCAAGGGAACACUGUCGUCCUGUAAACCGACACACCGGGAAAACAACACAGUCGUGGAAUGUACCGCAUUCCCCCCUGAGUUACAGGUGGCUGUGAAAGAGGAGCCCAACGAUCUCGGUAACAAGACAACAGCUACUCCCGAGAUAAAGGAAGAACCACUGAAGCGGAAUGACCAAACAAGACGAAACACAACGUCUCCUUCCAUUUCCUCGAGCGUUUCCACCACUGCCCUAGCCAGCACAACCACGCAAAUCUUCUCGGAGUGCAAAAGGGAAAAUGUGGCCGUGGAUUCGACUAUACUGAUGACCAUGCUGAAGAGACCUGGAAGCCUUCUGCUUGAUCCUGAGUCCACCAAACAAACCAAGAUGGAGGAUAAUUUAUCUCCCCAUAAGUCCUCCAUUUGGUCAGCGUCGGGGGCAGGUUGUAAUAGGCGUUUUGAGGCCUUUCCUGUUAUCUCAUCCGUUUUUUCUUUAAGUCAACAGCAGGACGAGGUACAGAGUUCAAUACGACCCUUGGUCAAGGAAUUGCGUGGAAUAGUUAUGAGGAAGGAGAGCCCGUCAGUGCAGGUGUCUACAGAUCGCACUGAAAUAAGAGGGGCAAUUACUGAACCCAAAGAGGAGGUGGAGUCAACUAUUCACUGUGUGCCAGAGGACAAAAAGGAUAAUGCUGGUACCGGAAAAGGAUUACUAACCGAAGGCUCCUGUGAUGUCACAAGUCCACCUUCGAAACAUUGUUCUCAACAGACUCAAACACAAGCUAAGACAUAUUAUGUCAAGGAAGAAACCUCCAGCACUAAAGGGAAAGACGGUAACCAAAAUAAUCAAAUUCCCACCACCCAACGUGAGCCCUUGACGGCUCAACAGCAAGCCUGCAUCAACAACACGCCUAAUAUUUCUCCUGUUGCUGGAGACGGUCAAGGUCACUUGCCACAAUCUGCCUUCAGGAGGGAGGACAGCUCCUCAAAAUUCCUCACCGUCUCUUUAGAAAGGAUGCAGAUGGACUUCUGGACAAAAAAGAUCCCUAAGCUUUCAAAAACGAGGAUUCCCUCUCCCGUGCGGGGGCUGUGCCACAAAGCUUUUCUUUACCCAGCCCCGUUGAGACUGGGCCAGCCGGUGAUACGUCCGGGACCGAACCAACCGGUCGUAGUGCUGAACCACCCCAAACCCAUAGUCCCCAAAAGGACUGAGGUGGACCACCUUUCAGAACCACCCGUCUCCAGCGAGGUGCUUCCCAAGUGCCAGAUCCUGAAGAUGCGGUUGAGCAAAGUGAUGGGAGAGAAGUACGAGGUCAUUGGGUGCACUGUAGGGUUUUUUCCCUGAGGUUGUUUUUGCACAAAGCAAUAUGAAUAACAUACUGAAAGUUGAGCUACAUUCAAAUAAUCCCAAUUGUACAAUAGCAUCCGUGAAAGGAAAGUUGAACAUUGUUUCUUUGGGCGUGGGAAUAUGGUAUGUAUAUACAUUUGUGUAUAUAGUGCAAUGCUGUCUCC